Messenger RNA from Vicia villosa (hairy vetch), 753 nucleotides. RefSeq names its product protein MAIN-LIKE 1-like. Lineage: Eukaryota; Viridiplantae; Streptophyta; Magnoliopsida; Fabales; Fabaceae. The coding region runs from base 1 to 753 and encodes 250 amino acids. The transcript is spliced from 2 exons. The record is from RefSeq and is a predicted model, not a curated record.
AUGCAUCUAAAAUAUGUGAACCACGCGCGAAAAAUAUUUGAUUUGUAUCAUCCUGAUGCAGAUUGGUUUAGGGAAGCCAUUUUUGGCUCUAGACUUGCUAGAUUUUGUUGUUCCGGUAAUAGCACUAUCAACCACGGCAUGCAAGGGGAAUUCGUCGAGAGAUGGCACAAGGAGACGUCAUCUUUCCAUUUUCCUGUUGGGGAGAUGACGAUCACACUUGAUGACGUCGCUUUCCUGCUACAUCUUCCUAUCAAAUGGAGUUUACUUAACCACUCCCAUAUCACUCGUGAUGUUGCCACUGAAUGGAUUGUUGACUAUUUAGGAGCUCAGCCGAAAAAGGCAUAUGAGAAGUGUUCCUCGAUUAAUGGGGCUCAUGCCAAGUUCUCAUUCCUGAAGGACCUUUAUCACAACCACCUUGUUAUGGCAACUGAUUCCAAGACCGAGGGUGGUAAAUUAUUUGCUCAGUAUCACCGUUUGUGUGCUUUAAGGUGUUACUUCAUGUUCUUGGUUGGCACGUCCCUUUUUGUGGACCAAAGUGCUAACUACGUGGAUGUAACAUACCCUUGGUACUUCAUUGAUUUGGAUAAAGUGAGGGAGUCGAACUGGGUGGCCGGCUGUUUGUUUGGCUAUGUGCAGACCAUUCCCAGAUCUCCAUUUCAGGCUGCUACUGACUCCAUUGUCCACCGUAAUCUCGAUGACAUCUUUGAAGAAUGGGGGCAUCAUAUGGUGUCAGAGGAGUAUCAGAUGAUGUAG